GUGGGAUAACCAGUAGUUCAAAAUUUGUUGUCCUACAGAUAGCCGCUUCAGACAGACUCAAUGAAUUCUUCAGCAGCACAAAGGUCUGAGUGUCCGCGCUGCGGUACAAAGUUUGGGCAUCGGUCCUCUCUCGUUCGCCAUCUGAGAAGAAACUGUAACGAGCCACAAGCGAACACGAUUCGGCGCAAAUCAUGUAGUCAAUGUGCGUCAGACAAGACACGAUGCAGCCUGCAACGGCCCAAUUGCUCGCGAUGCACAUCGCGUGGACUGGCCUGUCAAUAUCCAACCCCGAGUUCCGACGCCGCGCCGGCCAGUAAUGAGAUCCCGCAGGCUCCGGUAUUGGAUGGCCACUUUGAUGGCUUGCAUAUGUUAUCGCAUGCUCCAUUGGCGCAGGUGGGGGAGGUGGAGCCUUUGUCGGACUCCAUUUUCUCCAACCUAGAUGACAUUGACUUUAACAACUUAGGGAGUCUCCCAUGGUCAUUGCGUCGAGUUGAGGAUGCUGGAACCGGCAUAGUAAUCAGCGACGAUCAAAUGAACCAGAACCUGGCAACGCCUGAGCUCAUAUCUGCCCCGCUAACCCCGGGGCUAGAAGCAGCUCAGACGCCGGAAACUGCGUCCGAGGCACUAGUUAACCACAGCAUGGAGAUCAUCUUCCGCGUUGUCCGCACAUGGCCCAAGAUGCUGGCCGAAGAAUUCCAACUUCCUCCACUUGUGCAUCCCACUCAAGUGUCGCCUAAUAAAACGGCCCAGCCCUUGGCGCAUUGCAUCACGUUAUCGAAGAUGUGGCACGGGCAAUGCAAGGGAGCAGAGCAAAUGGUUUACAGCACCAUUCUCCGAGAACUCACCAAUCUGCUAGAUGAUUUUCGCGACUACGACGAGGAAACCCUCCUCGCAGCGCUUCAAGCUGUAGUAAUAUACACCAUCAUCCUCCUGUUCCCGUCCAAAGACGCCCUCUGGAAACUCCCUGAAGACAGCACCAUCUUCUUCCAAACACAGCGUCUUGUUUAUCACGUUGUCAGCACAGGGCUAUUUCUACAAGAAGAGCGAGAACAAAAACAACCGUCCUUCUACGCCUGGCUACAUGUCACGUCUAAACGCCGGGCCGUGCUUUCUCUCUACCUACUACAAUGGGCAUAUUCGGUCUUCCACGGCACUUCGUCGUUCGAUUGCAAAGAGCUGGGGUUUAUGCCCGCCCCUGCGGCGAAGAUCCUCUGGGAGGCGCACGAUGAGCACGCGUGGAACACGCGGUAUAUUCGGUGGCUGGCGAGAUGGGGUGGUCAGGGGUAUCUGCAGGGAGAGUUUGAUAAGAUCAAGCGGGGGAUUGUGAUGGAGGCGAGGGCGGAGAAGUGGCUGGAGGAGACGGACGAGUUUGGGUUUAUUAUGAUUUCUAUUGUUAAUGCGACGGAUUAUCAUCCGCCUUUGUUUGGGGCUUUGGUGUGCUAA
This is a messenger RNA of Aspergillus steynii IBT 23096, 1443 nucleotides long. RefSeq names its product Zn(II)2Cys6 transcription factor domain-containing protein. The transcript is spliced from 4 exons. Lineage: Eukaryota; Fungi; Ascomycota; Eurotiomycetes; Eurotiales; Aspergillaceae. Bases 61 to 1443 code for a protein of 460 amino acids. The record is from RefSeq and is a predicted model, not a curated record. Gene Ontology annotation, biological process: regulation of DNA-templated transcription. Gene Ontology annotation, molecular function: zinc ion binding; DNA-binding transcription factor activity, RNA polymerase II-specific.